Molecule: messenger RNA, 4010 nt
Organism: Heterocephalus glaber (naked mole-rat)
Lineage: Eukaryota; Metazoa; Chordata; Mammalia; Rodentia; Bathyergidae
Source: RefSeq, a predicted model, not a curated record
GGGGCUGGGUGGGCCUGUGUGAGCCGAGGUGGCUUCUGGCUGGGGAUCGUCUCUGCUGUCUGCACCUCUUGGCUCGGUUCCCCUCAGCUCCAUGACUCCCGCAUCUCCUGGCUGCAUCUGUGGGUUCGGAGUUGUCCUUAGGGGUUGAGGCCAUCUGAGUGUGUAGGGCUGAGGCCGAGAAAGAAAGGGAGGUUUCCCUGGCUUACAGCCUGACUGCUGUUUGAGUGGGAGUCUAGGGGCGCUGAUGGUUUGGAGAGACUUUUCUGAGCUACCUGCACCCCAGUCCGGGGCCUUGGCCUCCAGGAGAACUAGCCAAAGAGCUUUGGGUUGUAAAUUCCACACCCAGCUCUCUGUCUCUAGCCAGUUGAAACCUUUCUUUCUCUAAUUGCUCUUUUAGAAAAUUGGAACUCUGAUACUAUCCUCCUCCAUAAAGAUAGUAACAAUGGCAGUCAUUUCUCUUGUCCUUACUUUGUGUCAAGCACUGACACGUUUCAUUCCAUUUCAUUCUCCCAACAACUGGGUGGGGGGGAGAAUGUCAUUAGCUCUGUUUUACAGAUAGGAAAUCUGGGCCUCAAAGACAAUGUGUGAACUUUCAAGAUCACAGCUGAUAGGUGAAGUCAGUCCAAGUCUGACUCCAGUACCUGUGGCCACCGUACCAACCAGCCUUUAGGGCACCCUCCCCAGAGACAGAAAAAGGAGGAGGAAAAUCCUCAGCUCCCUGUCAGUUUUUAUUUCUGUCAUGGCUAGCAAAGACUUGCUCUGACCCAGCCCAGCAUCUCUUUGCCUUAUGUGGUGCUGCCACUGGGCCCCAGACUGAAGGGGGCACCCAAGAAGCGGGCUGUGUCCAUUCCAAGUCACCUUGACACAGAGUGUGGGUGCUGGGCUGAGCAGUCAGCUUCUCAGACAGUUGCUGUUUCUGUCCACCUCCCAUCCAUUGGCCUGAAUGAACAAACUCUGCUGCUGGGGCCCCCAGAGUCAGGGCAGUGAGGAGUUGUGGCUGAGAUGGGUCCAGCCAGUCCCUGGGGACGAGGACUGUACAGUGCGAAGGACAGUAGGCUGGGAGUUCUGAAACUUGUCUGACCUUCAGUUUCCUCAUCUGAUAGAAAGGUUAUUAAAUCCUCUCGCUAGGAAAGGUAAGAUGACCCCUGGAAGCCUCUCAGAUGGCACAGGAGAAGUGUGUGACAGGCAGAGAGGAUCUGCCUUGGAGGAGGAGAAUGGCGGCUGGAAGAGCCCCGUGUGGAGGAAGGUGCCCGCAGGACCUCUUGCUCCUGGAGAGCUGCAGACUAGGCACGGGGGACACUUCUGAGUGCCUGGCUGCUGCCACUCACCCCGUGUCUUCUGGCCGCUUCCCUCUUUGCUGCCCCUCCCCACAGGCUCUCCCUCUCCACCUCCUGGGGCCCAUCAUGAAUGGUACCCCUUCCCCAGAGGAUGGGGCCUCCCCCUCCCCCCCUCCCCCGAGUUGGCGGGAGUUCUGCGAGUCCCAUGCCAGGGCUGCUGCCCUGGAUUUCGCCCGUCGUUUUCGCCUCUACCUGGCCUCCCACCCCCAGUACGCAGGGCCUGGGGCUGAGGCUGCCUUCUCCCGCCGGUUUGCUGAGCUCUUCCUGCAGCACUUUGAAGCUGAGGUGGCCCGGGCCUCUGGCUCCCUCUCACCGACAUCCAUCUUGGCUCCCCUGAGUCCUGGUGUGGAGGUCCUGCCACCUCAUGACCUGGCCCUUGAGAGCUGCAGGGUGGGAGGGCCUCUGGCUGUGCUGGGCCCUUCUCCAUCCUCUGAGGACCUGGCCGGCCCCCUGCCAUCCUCCGUCUCUUCCUCAACGACCUCCUCGAAGCCGAAGCUCAAGAAACGCUUUUCCCUCCGCUCAGUGGGUCGCUCUGUCCGAGGUUCAGUGCGAGGCAUCCUGCAGUGGCGGGGGGCUGUCGACCCUCCAUCCCCAGCUGGGCCCCUGGAGACCUCUUCAGCCCCCCCAGUCCUAGGUGGAAACAGCAACUCCAACUCCUCUGGUGGAGCUGGGACUCUUGGUAGGGGACUGGUCAGUGACGGCACGUCCCCCGGGGAGCGAUGGACUCACCGAUUUGAGAGGCUGAGACUAAGUCGGGGUGGGGGGACCUUGAAGGACGGAUCAGGGAUGGUGCAGAGGGAGGAGCUGCUGAGUUUUAUGGGGGCCGAAGAGGCUGCCCCUGACCCAGCUGGAGUGGGCCGGGGAGGAGGGCAGUCUCAGUGGCAGAAGUGUCGCUUACUGCUGCGAAGUGAGGGAGAAGGAGGAGGAGGAAGCCGCCUGGAGUUCUUCGUGCCACCCAAGGCGUCCCGGCCCCGGCUCAGCAUCCCCUGCUCCGCUAUCAUGGAUGUUCGGACAACCACAGCCCUGGAGAUGCCGGACCGGGAGAACACGUUUGUGGUUAAGGUGGAAGGCCCCUCGGAGUACAUCCUGGAGACAGCUGACGCUGCCCACGUGAAGGCCUGGGUGUCCGACAUCCAAGAGUGCCUGAGCCCAGGACCCUGCCCCGCUACCAGCCCCCGCCCCAUGACCCUCCCUCUGGCCCCCAGCACCUCCUUCCUCACAAAGGAGAACACGGACAGCCUGGAGCCCCCUUGCCUGAAUCACUCGGAGAGUCUGCCGAGUCAGGACCUGCUACUGGGGCCCAGCGAGAGCAACGACCGCCUGUCCCAGGGGGCGUAUGGGGGCCUGUCCGAGCGGCCCUCUGCAUCCAUUUCCCCCAGCUCGGCCUCCAUCGCAGCCUCCCAUUUCGACUCAAUGGAACUGCUUCCCCCAGAGCUGCCCCCCCGAAUCCCCAUUGAGGAGGGCCCCCCGGCAGGCACAGUUCAUCCUCUCUCGACCCCCUAUCCUCCUCUGGACACCCCGGAGACAGCCACAGGGUCCUUCCUGUUCCAGGAGUCGGAAGGCGGGGAGGGGGACCAGCCCCUCUCGGGGUACCCGUGGUUCCACGGCAUGUUGUCUCGACUCAAGGCCGCCCAGUUAGUGCUGGAAGGAGGCACCAGCUCCCACGGGGUCUUCCUGGUUCGGCAGAGCGAGACGAGGAGGGGCGAAUAUGUCCUCACUUUCAAUUUCCAGGGCAAGGCCAAGCACCUGCGCUUGUCACUGAACGAGGAGGGUCAGUGCCGGGUCCAGCACCUGUGGUUCCAGUCCAUUUUUGAUAUGCUCGAGCAUUUCCGGGUGCACCCCAUCCCUCUGGAGUCUGGAGGCUCCAGUGACGUUGUCCUUGUCAGCUAUGUGCCCUCCCAGCGGCAGCAGGAAUCGAACACCUUCCAUGACCCACCCCAGCCCCCUGAACCCCCUUCAUGGACAGAUCCCCCACAUCCUGGGGCAGAAGAGGCGUUGGGGGCGCCAGAAGUGGCGGCAGCUGCGGCAGCCAAAGAGAGGCAAGAGAAAGAGAAAGCGGGCAGUGGAGGGGUCCCGGAAGAGCUGGUCCCCAUGGCUGAGCUGGUCCCCGUGGUUAAAUUGGAAGAGGCCGUAGCGCCAGGCACAGAGGGCCAGGGCGGCGCUGGCCCUGGUGGGGACUCAGGGGUGACCCUGAUGGUACAGCUCCAGCAGUUACCACCAGGGGGCAACGGCGAAGGGGGCCGUCCCAGAGCCAUUAAUAACCAGUACUCCUUUGUUCGAGAUGCCCCACCCUGCCCUGCGCCCUCUUCCUGCUCCCCAGCCCUGGUUCCUGAGAGGGGGCCCAGGAGGGACACAGAGGAGAGGUGGGGCCCCGCACUCUUCCUGACCCGACAGCCGAGGGCGGGCAUGUACAGUGUGGGUACCAGCCGGUCCAGGCCCCGCUAACUCCCUGACUACGCUGCAGGUGCCCCUGCCCCAGGCAGGGGUUUGGGCUCCAUUACCUCCCUGAGGGGCUCUUCCAGCCAGCCCCACCUCUGGGGCCAUUUCCCCCGAACCACCCCACUCGCCAAAGCAAGGGUGAGGGGAAGGGCUGUCAGUUACGUUAAGGUGGUUGUUGUUGUUGUUUUAAACAAAAUGGAGAAGCAUAAACAAAUAAAGGGGUUUAUCUCAGUU